AUGGUCAAAGCAGUUGCAGUUUUAAGAGGAGACGCUGGUGUCUCUGGUGUAGUUCACUUCGAGCAAACAGCUGAGAACGAACCUACUACCGUGUCAUGGGAAAUCACUGGGUGUGAUGCCAACGCCAAGAGAGGUUUCCACAUCCACGAGUUCGGUGACAACACCAACGGUUGCACUUCUGCUGGUCCCCACUUCAACCCUUUUAAGAAGACCCACGGUGCCCCAGAAGACGAAAACAGACACGUUGGUGACAUGGGUAACAUUCCAACUGAUGGCAAGGGUGUGGCCAAGGGCUCUAAGACUGACAGUCUCAUCAAGCUACUAGGUCCUACCUCCGUGUUGGGCCGUACUGUGGUCAUUCACGCUGGUACUGAUGAUCUUGGCAAGGGUGGCAACGACGAGUCCCUAAAGACCGGUAACGCCGGUACCAGACCUGCUUGUGGAGUUAUCGGUAUCGCCAACUAA
Molecule: messenger RNA, 465 nt
Organism: Lachancea fermentati
Lineage: Eukaryota; Fungi; Ascomycota; Saccharomycetes; Saccharomycetales; Saccharomycetaceae
Source: the annotation of a GenBank genome assembly